Helianthus annuus (common sunflower) is the source of this 1238-nucleotide messenger RNA. Its product is annotated as palmitoyl-monogalactosyldiacylglycerol delta-7 desaturase, chloroplastic. Gene Ontology annotation, cellular component: endoplasmic reticulum membrane. Gene Ontology annotation, molecular function: oxidoreductase activity, acting on paired donors, with oxidation of a pair of donors resulting in the reduction of molecular oxygen to two molecules of water. The coding region runs from base 38 to 1117 and encodes 359 amino acids. Gene Ontology annotation, biological process: lipid metabolic process. The transcript has 5 exons. Lineage: Eukaryota; Viridiplantae; Streptophyta; Magnoliopsida; Asterales; Asteraceae. The record is from RefSeq and is a predicted model, not a curated record.
AGAUUGAUUCACAUGAAUCACUCAACUCAAAUCACCAAUGGCAUUAACAGCGCCACCCCUUACCGCCAAAUUCUUUCCAAAUCUUCACCAUCAACACCCAAAACUCACACAGUCUCACCAGCAAAGACUCUUACACACAAAAACUACCACCACAACCACCCACGACCAACAACGGAGAAAACAUGCACUGCGAAUAGUGAAUGUGGCGGCGAAAAACGGUGGAAAUGGGAGAAUUCUGUUCUCCGACGUGGUGGUGGCACGGCCGAGGGACGUGUACACGGGUAGAAAAUGGAAUGCUAUGGAUAUAGCGACUGCGUGUGUGGUAGUUGCAAUGCAUUUGUUGUGCGGUUUCGCUCCGUUUACGUUCAGUUGGCGAGCGUUAGCGGUCGCAGUCGGGUUGUAUGUGGUGACCGGACUUCUGGGUGUUACUCUUUCGUUUCAUAGAAAUUUGUCACAUAAAAGCUUUAAGCUCCCCAAGUGGCUUGAAUACACGUUCGCGUAUUGCGGGGUUCAAGCUCUUCAGGGGAACCCGAUAGAUUGGGUGAGCACGCAUCGGUAUCAUCAUCAGUAUUGUGAUUCAGAGAGAGAUCCGCAUAGCCCGAUUGAAGGAUUUUGGUUUAGUCACAUGAGUUGGUUGUUUGAUACCGAUAACAUUACAAUGCGGUGUGGAGAACAAAGCAAUGUCGGAGAUUUGGAGAACCAACCGUUUUAUAGAUUUCUUCGAACAACUUACAUCGUACAUCCAAUCGCCCUCGCUCUUCUUCUAUACGUAGUUGGGGGAUUACCCUUUAUCGUAUGGGGAAUGGGGGUGAGGAUAGUGUGGGUGUAUCACAUUACAUGGCUGGUGAACUCAGCUUGUCAUGUAUGGGGACAACAAGCGUGGGACACAGGCGAUCUUUCUCGUAACAAUUGGUGGGUUGGAAUACUGGCAUUUGGAGAAGGAUGGCACAACAAUCAUCAUGCAUUCGAGUACUCGGCUAGGCAUGGGUUGGAAUGGUGGCAGAUAGAUAUGACAUGGUAUACGAUUCGCCUUCUCGAGAUUAUGGGGAUUGCUGUUGAUGUUAAGCUACCAACAUCAGCUCACAUUCAAAGAAUGGCUUUCCCUUCCAAAACUUGAUCCAUAGGGCAGUUUUUCUUUUAAUAUUGGAUACCAUGAGAACCACAUAGGCACAUAAGACACUCUUACAUCGUGUAUAAAAGAUAAUUAGAAGUAGUAAUUACAUAACCGUUUAGAAGUA